UCAACACAUUUGACAUUUAAUACUGUCACUAACUCUAAACGUUAUUUAUUCAAAGAAAAUCCGAUCAGAAGAAUUACUAGUGCUAGAAAAUAAUUCAUUAGUUAUUAUACUUUACCAAACGAGUACAAUACCAAGUUCCCUUAAGCCAUUAAAACAUAAUUCGGUGGUUAUCCUGUACUUAAGUGAAAUGGCUUUCGUCACCGAACUUCCAUACAGAGUGGCUCUCUCUGACGGAGACGUCCACAAAGAGAAACAAACCUGGGAGACGAACUACACACCCAUUUACGUUAUGACCACUAUAUUCGCUAUCAUAUUUUUCAUUGGGCCAUUUGCAAUCAAGAAAGGAGAAAACAAGUGGAUUAUAAAAACUUGCAUGAUGCUGGCUUCUUUUUUCUUGUGGCUGUUUUGGGUAACGGUGUACAUAGCAGGAAUGAACCCGCUGGUUGGACCUCAGCUACGGAACACCACUCUAGCUUGGAUGGCUCACACUUGGGUAUAGGUGAAUCCGCCCUUGUCACUAAAACUAGCGGCGAUACUAGCAGUAGUGGUGAUACUGGCUCAGACGGCUAGUAAUAUUGGUAUUAGAGAAGAUCAAGAAAAAUAAGAAGGAUUUGUACUUUUUAUUAUGAUUAUUAUGUGAUUCAAUAAAUACUAUUUUAUGUUA
This is a messenger RNA of Bombyx mori (domestic silkworm), 664 nucleotides long. Its product is annotated as V-type proton ATPase subunit e. Gene Ontology annotation, biological process: proton transmembrane transport. The coding region runs from base 188 to 499 and encodes 103 amino acids. NCBI's taxonomy places the organism in Eukaryota, Metazoa, Arthropoda, Insecta, Lepidoptera, Bombycidae. The record is from RefSeq and is a predicted model, not a curated record. Gene Ontology annotation, cellular component: proton-transporting V-type ATPase, V0 domain. Gene Ontology annotation, molecular function: proton-transporting ATPase activity, rotational mechanism. The transcript is spliced from 4 exons.